Scomber scombrus (Atlantic mackerel) is the source of this 3098-nucleotide messenger RNA. RefSeq names its product TNF receptor-associated protein 1 (gene trap1). Gene Ontology annotation, cellular component: mitochondrial inner membrane. The record is from RefSeq and is a predicted model, not a curated record. Gene Ontology annotation, biological process: protein folding. The transcript is spliced from 18 exons. The coding region runs from base 40 to 2199 and encodes 719 amino acids. Lineage: Eukaryota; Metazoa; Chordata; Actinopteri; Scombriformes; Scombridae. Gene Ontology annotation, molecular function: protein kinase binding; ATP-dependent protein folding chaperone; ATP hydrolysis activity.
UUCUCCUGUCGUGCGUACUUGUCCCCUUCGUCUCUCAUCAUGUCCCGGUGCCUCGCGCUGGCUCGGUUCGCCCUCGGUGUCUCUCAGAGGAGCAACUCACGACUGAUUACCUGUGCACGCGGACUGAGCAGCCAGACUGUCUCGCGCUCCUCCACUGGAGACUUGCAGGUUGGACAGCAGCAGAGGUGGAGCAGCCGGCCCAGAGUGUGGAGCUCUCAGCGCUCCUGCCUCGGCAUCAGCCAGCAGUCGUACUACAGCACCCAGGAGGCCGAGAAAGAGCCUGAGGAGGAGCCUUUGCACACAAUCAUCAGCGAUACCGAGUCUGUACAAGGUAGCUUCUCCCAACAUGAAUUUCAGGCUGAGACGAAAAAGCUGCUGGACAUUGUCGCCAGAUCCCUGUACUCAGAGAAAGAGGUGUUCAUUAGGGAGCUGAUCUCCAACGGUAGUGACGCUCUGGAAAAACUGCGUCACAAACUGAUCACAUCAGGUGGGGAAACGGCUCCUAUGGAGAUCCACCUGCAGACUGACACUGCCAAAGGCACCUUCACCAUCCAGGAUACAGGAGUUGGGAUGAACAAAGACGAGCUGAUUGCAAACCUGGGCACUAUCGCCCGUUCUGGCUCAAAGGCAUUUUUGGAUUCUCUGCAGAACCAGGCAGAGGCCAGCAGCACCAUCAUAGGUCAGUUUGGUGUUGGAUUUUACUCGGCCUUCAUGGUGGCUGAUCGUGUGGAUGUCUACUCCCAGAUUGCUGAGCCCAGUGUUCCUGGAUACAAGUGGUCCUCAGACGGCUCUGGAGCUUUUGAAAUUGCUGAAGCCGGUGGCGUUCAACAGGGAACAAAGAUCGUACUGCACCUCAAAGACGACUGCAAGGACUUUUGCUCUGAGGACAGAGUUAAAGACGUCAUAACAAAAUACAGCAACUUUGUCAGCUUCCCGAUCUUCCUGAAUGGACGGAGGCUCAACACUCUGCAGGCCUUGUGGAUGAUGGAGCCUAAAGGGAUCAGCGACUGGCAGCAUGAGGAAUUCUACCGAUACAUUGCUCAGGCCUACGACAAGCCCCGCUACACGCUGCACUACCGCGCAGAUGCCCCCCUCAACAUCCGAAGCAUUUUCUACGUCCCUGACACGAAACCGUCCAUGUUUGACGUGAGCAGGGAGAUGGGCUCCAGUGUGGCUCUGUACAGCAGGAAGGUGCUGAUCCAGACAAAAGCCACUGACAUCCUGCCCAAGUGGCUGCGCUUCCUCCGAGGUGUGGUGGAUAGUGAGGACAUCCCCCUGAAUCUGAGCAGAGAGCUGCUGCAGGAGAGCGCCCUCAUCAGGAAGCUUCGUGACGUUUUGCAGCAGAGGGUGAUCCGCUUCCUGCUGGACCAAAGCAAGAAGGAGCCAGAGAAGUACGGCAAGUUCUUUGAGGAAUACGGCCUCUUCAUGCGAGAGGGUAUCGUCACCACCCAGGAGCAGGACAUCAAGGAGGAUAUUGCAAAGCUGCUGAGGUUUGAGUCUUCAGCUCUGCCAGCGGGCCAGCAGACCAAUCUCAUGGAGUAUUCUUCCCGCAUGAAGGCCGGCACACGUAACAUCUACUACCUGUGUGCCCCCAACCGCCAUCUCGCAGAACAAUCCCCCUACUACGAGGCCAUGAAACAGAAAGACAUGGAGGUGCUGUUCUGCUAUGAGCAGUUUGAUGAGCUGACCCUGCUCCACCUCAGGGAGUUUGACAAGAAGAAGCUGAUCUCAGCUGAGACUGACAUCGUGGUCGAUCACUACAAGGAGGAGAAGUUCGAGGAGAGCAAACCUGCCUCUGAACGUUUGACACAGGAGCAGGCGGACGACCUGAUAGCCUGGAUGAAAAAUAGUCUGGGUACCCGAGUCACCAACAUAAAGCUGACGCCGCGGCUGGACACCCACCCAGCUAUGAUCACCGUGCUUGAAAUGGGUGCUGCACGCCACUUCCUCCGCACCCAGCAGCUGGCCCGCAGCGCAGAGGAGAGGGCCCAGAUCCUGCAGCCCACACUGGAGAUCAAUGCAGGCCAUGAUCUGAUCAAGAAGAUGCAAGCAUUGAAGGACACAAACUCUGAACUGGCUGGACUGCUGCUGGAACAGAUCUAUGACAACGCCAUGAUCACAGCAGGCCUGAAUGAUGAUCCUCGGCCGAUGAUUUCCCGCCUCAACGAUCUGCUGGCAAAAGCCCUGGAGAAGCACUGAGAGCUGCGAGCAUGAACAGUGCAGACUGACAGUGGCCUGUUAGACUGAAGCAUUUACAGCAGCUGAAGGGCUUAACAAAGCUGGAGAACUGCAGUUUCUGAAGAGCACUACAGGCCUUUGUUCAUCUGGAGCCAUUAAAUUACAUCUGUUUCCCCUUCUGGAGUAUUUCAUCCCCGCCAACGGAGAGCACAAAAAGGCUUUAAAACAAAAACAUGGAGGGAAGAUGAACUGUUAGCAGCCUCCUAGAGAUCUUUGCCAUAAAGACUAAAUGUCCUCACGCUUUGGUGAUUAUAUUUGGAUGACUAUGUGCCAUAAACAGGUCUGACUUGAAGUUUGUGGUUACACGUGUCACCUCAAUGUGACUUUCACACUCUGAUCAUACCUUUUCUCAUGACCAGAUACAAUAAAAUAAACUUUCAGGCCACAUCUUGAAUAGUCUGGAUGCAAAUCAGCCACAAACAAUGUAGAGAUGAUGAGGUUAAGUGAGAAUAAGUCAUUCAGUUGCAUUAAAACAGAGACAUGUAGAAGUAAAACAAUCUGAUCUCCUGAACUGCAUUUGAAAAUCCUGUUAUUCUAAAAUGUGGAGUUAGCGCUUUGAAGAUGUGAGAAUGGUGGUCAAACUCAUCAUGAUGCAGUUACAAAUGUAAGACGUCCUAACUGCUGAAUAGAGCUGUUACCAUUGUCUGGUUUUUUUGUGUUUUAAAAAAAUCUUUCCAUCCUUUCUCAUUGUUUAAUCUUAACUGAAUAUUUUUUUGUAAUGAAAACAGAUUUGAAUUCAGCUGAUGUACUAGCUACAAUUGUGAAUUGUCAGUUGUCAAACAUGGAUAUUUAACAAAUUUUAAAGCAUUGUAUAUGAAGAUGAAUAAACAGUUCCAUUCUAAUGACUGGUUAAAAAAAGA